CCGCCCCCGCCCCGCCGAGGCGAGGCCGUGGGGCGCUAUGGAUGGGCUGCCGCCGCGGGGGGCCGAGCGGCUUGUGACCGAGCGCGGCUGGUACCUGUCCGCCCGCCAGCAGCCGCAGGAGGAAGACUGUGAGGAAGAGGACGGAGAGUCCGCCCCGCUGCUGCUGCCUUCGGACAGUGUGCGUAGUCCUCCAAAUCGAGGCACUUCCUUCGGUUUGUCAGUGUUUAACUUAAUGAAUGCCAUCAUGGGAAGUGGGAUACUUGGCUUGUCCUAUGCUAUGGCCAACACAGGGAUCCUGGGGUUUAGUAUCUUGCUGCUGAUUGUUGCCAGCCUUGCUUCUUACUCUGUGUUUCUGCUGCUCAGUAUGUGCACUCAGACUGCUGUUACAUCUUAUGAAGACAUUGGCUUGUUUGCAUUUGGAUCAACUGGGAAGGUCCUUGUUGCAGCUACAAUAAUUAUCCAGAAUAUUGGAGCUAUGUCAUCUUACCUUUUCAUUGUUAAAUCUGAACUUCCUGGUGCUGUUGCGGGGUUCCUAAGUGGAGAAGAGAGUGGGUCUUGGUACCUUGAUGGGAGACUGCUGCUACUGAUUGCUUCAGUCUGCAUUGUUUUUCCUCUUGCACUUCUUCCUAAAAUUGGCUUUCUUGGCUACACAAGUAGUUUAUCAUUUUUCUUUAUGGUGUACUUUGCUCUUGUGGUCAUGGUUAAAAAAUGGUCUAUCCCUUGUCCUCUACCUCUAAGUAGUGCCAUAGAGACUUCACAGGUUUCAAAUUCUACUGAGGAUUGUAAAGCAAAGCUCUUUCAUCUUUCAAAAGAGAGUGCUUAUGCAAUACCAACUAUGGCCUUCUCUUUUCUCUGCCAUACCUCAGUCUUACCCAUCUUUUGUGAGCUCCAAAGUCCAUCCAAAAGUAGAAUGCAGAAUGUAACUGUCACAGGAAUUGGUCUGAGUUUCCUAAUUUACUUCGUAUCUGCUCUGUUUGGGUACCUGACAUUUUAUGAUAAAGUGGACUCUGAAUUGCUACAAGGUUACAGCAGGUACCUGCCACACGAUACUGUCAUCAUGACUGUUAAAGUAGCCAUCCUGUUUGCUGUGCUUUUGACAGUCCCUCUGAUCCAUUUCCCAGCAAGGAAGGCUGUAUUGAUGGUGUUUUUCUCUUGUAUUCCUGUGUCAUGGAUUUGCCACAUCCUUGUCACUUUAAUGCUGAAUACAACAGUUGUUUUAUUGGCAAUGUAUGUGCCAGACAUGAAACAUAUAUUUGGAGUAAUUGGUUCAACCACGUCAACUUGUUUGCUUUUUGUAUAUCCUGGACUCUUCUAUCUUAAACUUAACAGAGAGGACUUCCUAUCACCACAGAAACUUGGGGCAUGUGCACUGAUUAUUUUUGGUGUUUGUGUUGGCAUUCUCAGUUUAGUUCUUAUCAUUUUCAACUGGAUUGAUCAGUAGGAGCCUAUUGCUGCUGUCUGAACUGAGCUUCAGAAGGACAGCAAGAACCAGCGACGUGGCAAAACUACUGAAAUGAAUGCUGGACAUCCUGAAGAGAACACUGACCAAAGCUGUUUGUGGAAGAAACAAUGCUCUUUUCCACUGCAUUACUGAUGUUCCACCUUUUAAUUUUGAGUCAUUCUCUUCAGUUACUGGACAAGUGUUCUUUGCCAUUCUAAAGUAUUAGCUUCUAAUGAUGUAACUGGGACAGGUAAAAAGAUGCCUUGAGAAUGUCUGGAGUUCAGAAAUGGAUUAGUGCGCAUGGCGAACAAGAAAUAACUUCUCUUUUAAAGACAGUGAGAUAGUUACUGCAUCAAUCAUGAUAUCUGUGUCAUGAUCUGUGCACUUAUGCUACUGCUCACAUCAUCCUAUCCCAUGAAAGAACUCUGUUGCUUGACUGAUUUUCAAACUUUCAGCCAGUUUGUGUUAAGAACUUGACGAUUCCAAAUGUUUACCCUUACUUAUCCUAACACGGGUCCAGAAACCAACUACCUUAGCCCAGUUUAAUGGGCAUAUUGUGAUAGUAUUUGUUGGUUGGUUUGGGGUUUUUUUUUGUUAAUACAGUGUUUAUAUCUCUAUAAAUUAAAAACUCUUUUAAUUCCUUUC
This is a messenger RNA of Pogoniulus pusillus (Red-fronted tinkerbird), 2086 nucleotides long. It is a transcript of the gene SLC38A6, whose product is annotated as solute carrier family 38 member 6. NCBI's taxonomy places the organism in Eukaryota, Metazoa, Chordata, Aves, Piciformes, Lybiidae. Gene Ontology annotation, biological process: amino acid transmembrane transport; L-glutamine transport. Bases 38 to 1441 code for a protein of 467 amino acids. Gene Ontology annotation, molecular function: L-glutamine transmembrane transporter activity. Gene Ontology annotation, cellular component: plasma membrane. The transcript has 16 exons. The record is from RefSeq and is a predicted model, not a curated record.